GCCAAGGCUUGAGUUCCUACUGGAAUGUCGAACCUUUCGUCUCUGGUUCCGGGCUCCAUCCCUGUGGUUUCUGCUCCUGACUGGUUUUAGGGUGUUUCUCCGCCUCUACUCCCCAUUUGGAGUGACGUGAGAAGGGAGAAUAGGCCUUCGGUAACAGGGUCGCCGGUGGAUGGAUCGGGAGACGCGCACCUUUGCCGAGCGGCACUACCGGAACCUCCCCGGCCGAGUCCCUGGCGGCGACGGGCCCGCACCCAGCAGUGUGACCUUCAUCAGGGCUCCAGACGCCUUCUCCUACGCCGACUUCGUCAAGGGCUUCCUGCUGCCUAACCUGCCCUGCGUGUUUUCCAGCGCCUUCACCGAGGCCUGGGGCAGCCGGCGGCGCUGGGUGACGCCAGAGGGAAAGCCUGACUUCGAGUACCUGCUGCACAAGUAUGGAGACGUGGUUGUACCGGUUGCUAACUGUGGAGUGCGGGAAUACAAUUCAAACCCCAAGGAGCACAUGCCGUUCCGUGACUAUAUCAGCUACUGGAAGGAGUACAACCAAGGAGGCUGCUCCUCUCCGCGGGGCUGCCUCUACCUCAAGGACUGGCACCUGUGCAGAGACUCUCUGGCGGAUGACUUGGAAGAUAUAUUCACGCUGCCUGUGUACUUCUCAUCAGACUGGCUGAAUGAGUUCUGGGACGUCCUCCAUGUGGAUGACUACCGCUUUGUCUAUGCGGGCCCCCGGGGCACCUGGUCUCCCUUCCAUGCGGACAUCUUCCGCUCCUUCAGCUGGUCAGUGAACAUCUGUGGGAGGAAGAAAUGGUUGUUCUUCCCGCCAGGGCAGGAGGAAGCCCUUCGGGACUGCCAUGGUAACCUGCCCUAUGAUGUGACUUCCACUGAGCUCCUGGACACCCACCUGUACCCCAGGAUCCAGCACAACAGCAGACCGCUUGAAGUCAUACAGGAGGCUGGAGAGAUGCUGUUUGUGCCCAGUGGGUGGCACCAUCAAGUGUACAACCUGGACGACACCAUCUCUAUCAACCACAACUGGGUCAACGGCUGCAACCUGGCAAACAUGUGGCAGUUCCUUCAGCAAGAACUCCAGGCAGUGCAGCACGAGGUUGGAGAAUGGAAGGACUCCAUGCCUGACUGGCACCACCACUGCCAGGUCAUCAUGAAGUCCUGCACGGGCAUCAAUUUUGAAGAAUUUUACCAUUUCCUCAAGGUCAUUGCUGAAAAGAGAUUCCUUGUUCUGAGGCAAGGGCUGAAGGGGGAUACAGGGGACAGCACGAGCCUAGGACUGGGCCUACAACAGGCUGCCUUUGAUGUUGGUCGCCUCGCAGAUGUGUUGGCCUCUGUGGUUGCACAUCCUGACUUUCAGAGAGUGGACACCAGUGCAUUUUCAACACAGCCCGAGGAACUGCUUCAGCAGCUCAAGGAUGCUGUGGCUGCUGCAGAAGACCUUUGAUAUGCUACAGAUCAAGAUGCAAGAUGCAAGAAGAGCUCCAGAGGGCAGCUCUUGCCCCAGGAAGUUCACGCUACCCUCCCUUGAGGCCUAGGAUGUGCCUCAAGCCUGUGCAGGUGCAGUUCUUGCAGGGUGGGCAGACACAGUCGUGCUCAUCCUGUGCUGUUUCCCAACAUCUAGGUCCUGGAUCUUGAGGAAGGUCCAGCCAAAACGCGAGUUUAGCUCAUGAUGAUUAAAGGGAUGUUACCCCAUCUGGCAUACAGCAAGCCUGCCAAGAACAUGAAUUAAGUAGUUGAUCAUGAAACCAGGUUUCCUUGGAGCCUUCCAUCCUCUCCUAGUGGUCCUAGGACUCCUGAGUGAUAGACAUCUGAUCUACCUUUGAGGUGUCCUUUCUUAAGCUGGGACAUAGUUGUGUAUGUAUAUAUGCAGUCUUCCUCCCAAGCUUCUUUGUCUUCUAGUUCUUUCCUAGGAGCUCCAGACUCCAGCUGGACUAGGAGGAGUGAACCAGGCUAUGACAAGUUGUAGGAGAAUUCUUAAGCUGGGUAUUGUUCACCUGUGGCUGGAGGCAUGGUGCUAAGUGGCUCAAAAAUGCAGGUACUGGUCCAGGAUGGAGAUGAUGAUGCGGGACUAGGGUAAAGUAGUUUUCUUCCCCACAGUACUUCUCCUAUGCUAGACCAUCUGCUGCCCAAGAGGGCAUAGUGCCAGACCCAAAGCAGAAGUAUAGGGAGCCUUGUAAAGGAGACAAAUAUACCCAGCUGGCCCUGGAUAAGUCAGUGCCUCCUGCACUCACUGCCCAUGCAUGUUCUCUCUGUCUGAGAAGGAGACAAGACAUUGCGUAGUGGCCUGCAUGAGUCCACAUAACGCCCUAUCCUUCUGGAGCCUGCAUGUCACCAUGUUCUCUGGGCUGUUUCUAGGAGUAGGGUUGCAGCUGCGGGCAGAGAGGUGCAGCCUGUGUGAGCGCCAGCUGCUUACUCUUGGCCUCAGCAUAGACCACCAUCAUGAGGCACAGCUGUAAACAGUGCUGGACUUGUAGACACCUUUGCAGACAGAAGCAUUGCCUAAACCUGCAGCCUUCAUGGUCUGAGGUGAGGCCUCAUAGGGAGAAGAAAGUUAUACGCAGAAUUGGCCACAGCCUUUGUAGGGUUUUUAUGCAGGACCUGGUGCCAGUGACAUCCCUGUGAUCCCUAAGAAGACCCUCUGGGUGAGGCCUGGGGGUGCUUUCAGAGGAGCCACUUGAAGCUUAGAGUGCUGACACUUUCCAGGGCACAGCUGGUGGUGCCUACAGGGUGGCACUGAGGCUGAGUUACACCGCGCUGCAGGUCUGACACAGGCUAGGUAAGGGUAAGAACUUGGGUUGGGGCAGGGGCAUUUAUUUUAUGCCAUGCCUGCCACAAGGAGUAGGUCUCCUUGGUUGAGACUACGGGGAGAAUCAAUGGAAAGAAAAUUAUUUAUUACUACCUUCAGGCCCUUUGCCAGCUAAGUAAGGAUAGCACCUCCUGUUUCAGAGCUAUGUCAGCAUUAUCCCAGGGAUAGUUAUCCUUAAAUAUGGCCAGGCAGAAUAAGCGUGCCCAGGCUAGGGCUGUGAGCUCCUGACCAGGGUUGUAGUAUCUGGUGCCCUGGUUCCUUUCCUACGUGGAGACACUUCACUCAAUUGACCCAGCAAUUUAAUUUACCUCCUUUACUCCAGACUGGCAAAAUUAAGAAAGAACACCCUGGGCAGUGUGUGACACACAUUAGCUACUAUGUUCCCACGACUGUCAUAAUUGGAAAUGAUAAUGUAGUCCCCAGUCAGAUUAACAAGCCAGGAGGGGUCCCAUGUUAAAACAGCUCUGCAGAUUAAGGUGCUUGCUGUGCAAAUCCAUCGACAAGUUUGAACCCUGGAUUCCGUUUCAAAGUGGAGGAGCCCCUUCAUGCUGCGUUGGUACUUCACAGACUACCAAAACCCUAGCAUGUACCAAGGCCGCCACAGUUUGAGCCUUCUGUAAGGGCCUCUGCCCAGCAGCUGGUUGUCCAGCCUUGGGCUGAUGCCACUCUUGUUGCUGGCUUUUGUAGCCAAAAAUUAGUAUUUCUCAGUAUCUUUUAUCAUCUCCUUAAAAAUAACUUCCAGCUGUUGGAUACAGUCUGAGUUUACCGACAUAUAUGUUCCUAUCAUGACACUGCUAUUCGCAAAAAGUAAUGUCUUUUGAAAAAUGAUGUGGAUUAACAGUUAAAAUAUCCUCCUAGAACCGAGUUAUCCCAUUCUUGCAAAGAAUUAAUGAAAGAAAACAUCCUAAUCAGAGUCUAAGAAGGGUCUCAAAUCUAUGUGUUCAAGGAAUCCUCUUGCCUCAUUCUCCUGCAUGGUAGGAUGAUAUACACAGGCCACUAUGCUUGGCUAAGCCUGCAAUUAAAUAACAUUUUAGAACUCAAGUGUAGAUAAACAUGCAAAUCGUGUGAGGGUAAAAUCAAGAGGGACAUUUUUAAAUAUACCUGAGAGGGGACUGGAGAGAUGGCUCAGAGGUUAAGAGCCCUGACUACUCUUCCAGAGGUUCUUCGUUCAAUUCCCAGCAAACACAUGGUAGCUCAUAACUAUCUAUAAUGAGAUCCGGUGCCCUCUUCUUGCGUGCAGGCAUACAUGUAAAUAGAACACUGUAUGCACAGUAGAUAAAUAAAUCUUUAAAACAAUUCAACUGAAAUUACUGAAAAUGAAGAGACAAUAUACAACCUUUGUAAGACAGCUAAGGCAGUACCUAGAGGAAAAAUGUUAAACUGGCAGUACUUAUGAACAAAGAUCUUGAAUCAGUAAUCCAAGAAAUAAAGUCAACACAAUAAGAGGGAAAUAACCAGCAGAAAUCUUUGAGAUAAAAGAAAACAGAAAAUAGCAAUGAAACCAAAAA
This is a messenger RNA of Psammomys obesus (fat sand rat), 4320 nucleotides long. It is a transcript of the gene Jmjd4, whose product is annotated as jumonji domain containing 4. The record is from RefSeq and is a predicted model, not a curated record. Gene Ontology annotation, cellular component: cytoplasm; nucleus. Gene Ontology annotation, molecular function: sequence-specific DNA binding; histone H4R3 demethylase activity. Gene Ontology annotation, biological process: positive regulation of translational termination; negative regulation of gene expression; protein hydroxylation. The transcript has 6 exons. NCBI's taxonomy places the organism in Eukaryota, Metazoa, Chordata, Mammalia, Rodentia, Muridae. Bases 170 to 1450 code for a protein of 426 amino acids.